GCAGCUUAGAUCGAUUUGGGAAUUUGGAUUUUGGAUUUAGAAUUAGAACAUUGUAAUACUAAUAAUAGGUUAAGAUAUUUAUAAUAUUAUUCAGAUAUCGCGAGAAGAAAAUGAAAACACGGUCGUUUGAUUGAUUUUCAUCGGUAUUUUAAUAUUUACGAAACACCAUACUAAUAUUAAAUUCAUAUACCUACUGGUUCAAUUAUCUUAUAGUUUCUUUACAUUAUGGAAGACGAACAGGAUUCAGUUGAAAUUGAAAAUCCUACUAAAAGUGCCACUAUUCUCUGUGUUCAAUACCUUAUAUCACAGCACAUGAAAUUUAAAAAUGUAAUUAAAAAAGAUGAUCUGACAAAAACUGUCUUCAAGGGUCUUAAUAUUGGAAAAAAUUAUGAAAGAAUUAUGGAAGAUGUGGAAAACACCUUAAAAAAUACUUUUGGAUUUUCAAUAUCAUAUAUUAAAAGCGACCGCAAACAAUUUAUAAUUGUAAAUAAUAUUGAUGAUAUUGAUGUUUCUGAAUUUAAUUCCUCUGAAGAAUCAAAAUAUCGUAUUUUACUUAAACCGAUAAUUGGGGCAUUAGUUAUGCUUCGUACACCAAUCAGCGAAGGUCAAAUGUGGAAUAUACUGGAAAAAUUUGCAGUGAAAUUAAAUUUAGAAAUGGAUUAUAUUAAACAAAUUGUUAAAGGAGAUUUUGUAAGAGAUCAAUAUCUUCAGUUUAAAAUUACUGAUGAUACAACUAUAAUGCUUGAUCCGGAAAAAACAAGUUAUUGGUUUACCUUAGGACCUAGAGCAUUAGAAGAAUGUGAUCAGAUGGCUGUAUUAAACCGAGUUGGGGAGUUGUACAACAAGCCUGCCAAGUCGUUCAAGCGUGUAUAUGCUGCGUUAAUUAAAUAAUAAUGUUUUGUUUGUAAGUCGUUUUAUCUUUAUAUAUAUGUCCAAAGAAUAAACGAUAUACUCAACUUUUUUUAUAAUAUUUAUCUACAAAAAAAACACGUUUAAAGUUCGAUUAUUAUUAUACCAAACUAUGACUAUGUACCUGUAACAAUUGUCAUUCAUGUAAUACGUAUCGUGAAUUGUAAUUAGUAUUUUAAAUUGUUACGUAUAUUUAUAUAACUUUUAUAAUUAAAUAUAUUAUACAUCUCUAACUGACUGGAGUAAAAAAAAAA
Molecule: messenger RNA, 1163 nt
Organism: Aphis gossypii (cotton aphid)
Lineage: Eukaryota; Metazoa; Arthropoda; Insecta; Hemiptera; Aphididae
Exons: 6
Coding region: 226-891 (221 amino acids)
Cellular component (GO): nucleus
Source: RefSeq, a predicted model, not a curated record